Messenger RNA from Phragmites australis (common reed), 1131 nucleotides. RefSeq lists its product as uncharacterized. The record is from RefSeq and is a predicted model, not a curated record. NCBI's taxonomy places the organism in Eukaryota, Viridiplantae, Streptophyta, Magnoliopsida, Poales, Poaceae. The transcript is spliced from 4 exons. Bases 55 to 894 code for a protein of 279 amino acids.
AGACUAGUUUUACUAUUCAUCUGCGCCGGCGAAUGGAUCGGCCCAUAUUCUAUCAUGGCCCAACGCGCACUUCGUCGUUGCAGAAGCUUCCCUAGCCCUCUCGUUCUUCCCUUCGCGUUGCCAUCCCCAAGCACUCGCAUCCACACUCAACAUGGCGGCGGCGGGAGGCGGAGGCGCCACGCGGGCGCUGUCCCAGCGGGAGCAGGACAUACAGAUGAUGCUCGCUGCCCACGUCCACCUGGGCACCAAGAACUGCGACUUCCAGAUGGAGCGCUACGUCUACAAGCGCCGCACAGACGGCAUCUACGUCAUCAACCUUGGCAAGACAUGGGAGAAGCUCCAGCUCGCGGCCAGGGUCAUCGUUGCCAUCGAGAACCUGCAGGACAUCAUCGUCCAAGUCCGCCCGCCCCUACGGCCAGCGCGCCGUCCUCAAGUUCGCGCAGUACACAGGCGCCCACACCAUCGCUAGGAAGCACACCCCUGGUACCUUCACCAACCAGCUCUAGACAUCCUUCAGCGAGCCACGCCUGCUCAUCCUCACUGACCCAAGGACUGAUCACCAGGUUGAUUUGUUCUUCUACAGAGACCCUGAGGAAGCUGCUGCUGCGGCCCCUGAUUUUGCCGCAAUCACUGAUUACCCAUCAGCUGAUCAAUGGGGUAGUGACCAGUGGACCUCUGAUGUUGUUGCGCCUGCUGCUAUCGGUGCCGCUGGUACCGAAUGGGGUGCUGCUCCAGCUCCGGUUGCUGCUGCUGAUGGAUGGGAUCAAGCAGGGGCCCCUGUACCUGCACCAGUGGGUGGUGCUUUCCUCCUGUGGUUGCUCCUACUGGUUGGGACCCAGCGGCACAAACCGCAGCCCAGGGUUGGGAGUGAGUAGGCUUAGGCCGUCACUAUGAGAAGUCUUCUUCAGCUUAAAUUAAAUAUUUUCCGAAGCUUGAGUUUUAGGGCUUUCUAGCUGAACUUGUUGUGUCCCUGUUUUGAACACUGCUGCUACGAGGGGAGAGAGCUUGGGAAGAUGUUGUAUAAGUAGUUUUGCUUAUAUUCGGUGGAUCGGUGCAAUGUGAUGGUUCUAUGUAAACUCGUUCAGUUGAGAAGAUCUGAUUUCCAUGGAUCAUAUAUGUUUACAUUCCCAG